AGUUAGUGUAAAAAGAAGGUGGAAUAAGAGGGGGAAACAGAGAAAGUAAGUUCUGAUAUAUAAAAAUGAAAGAAAGCAAAACCCAUUGCCUACAAAGGAGUGAUCACUCAUAAUAACAUAACAAAAUAAAAAUGAGAAACUUGGGGGGUCCUUUAUAACUUUUAUAUGGUCCAUUGAGGUCUUAUUCAUUUUAUUUUUUGUGUCACUAUCAAACUAAAAACAUAUUCCCACUCUCUUUAACUAGAGAUCAACAUCUCCUCAUCCAUGGAAGAAAACCAAAGCUCUCAAAAUCAAAAACAAAUUCACCAUCUCCCACCUGAUAAACUACAAAUGAACAAAGCCAGUGCUUCAUCUUCUUCUCCCUACGGCACAAGUUCUUCAAAACGUGCAUUCUGCACAUUCAUCACCAUCUUUCUCUUACUAGUUGGCAUCACUCUAUUAGUCCUCUGGCUUGUCUACCGUCCACACAAACCCCACUUCACGGUUGUCGGCGCCGCCAUCUACGGCUUCAACACAACCUCCCCACCGCUCCUUUCAGCCACGUUGCAGUUCAACGUGCUCAUAAAAAACCCAAACAAACGUGUCUCUGUUUACUAUGACAGAUUCUCUGCUUUCGUGUCUUACAAAAACCAAGCCAUAACACCGCAGGUUAUGCUGCCACCGUUGUUUCUUGAGAAGCAUAGUCAGGUAUCGUUGUCACCGGUGAUCGGAGGUACGGCGGUUCCGGUGUCGGUGGAAGUUUCGAAUGGGUUGAUGGUGGAUGAGGCUUAUGGGGUGGUGGGUAUGAAACUGGUUUUUCUUGGAAGGUUGAGAUGGAAAGCUGGUGCUAUAAAAACAGCACAUUAUGGUUUCUAUGGUAAGUGCGAUGUAUUGAUUGGUUUGAAGAAAGGUUUUGUUGGUCAGGUUCCUCUGCUUGGUACUCCACCCUGCGACUUCGACAUUUGAACAAUCUUAAGCUACUACCUGCUUUCUUUUCUGUUUACGGAUUCAAUAUUUCAAGUGUAAUAAUAAAUGUUACUUACUAAUUACUCCACUCGUCUUUCUUUUAUACAACAAAUUACUAUAUGUGUCAUACUUUCAUUUUUUUAUUUUAUUAUGGGGUUAGGAUGUUUAUGAAUUCAGUGCAUGUGUUAGAGAAGGUAGAGUUUGGAAGAAUUUCUAAUUAUGUUACGGCGUGGAAUUUUUUCUUUUAA
Messenger RNA from Cicer arietinum (chickpea), 1193 nucleotides. Its product is annotated as NDR1/HIN1-like protein 12. Lineage: Eukaryota; Viridiplantae; Streptophyta; Magnoliopsida; Fabales; Fabaceae. Gene Ontology annotation, biological process: defense response to other organism. Gene Ontology annotation, cellular component: plasma membrane; plasmodesma. The record is from RefSeq and is a predicted model, not a curated record.